Juglans microcarpa x Juglans regia is the source of this 867-nucleotide messenger RNA. RefSeq lists its product as uncharacterized. The transcript has 4 exons. NCBI's taxonomy places the organism in Eukaryota, Viridiplantae, Streptophyta, Magnoliopsida, Fagales, Juglandaceae. The coding region runs from base 115 to 570 and encodes 151 amino acids. The record is from RefSeq and is a predicted model, not a curated record.
CUCAAAGAACAAGUCGCGUAAAAAGCGCAUAAAUGAUAAAUCGCACCACUAUUUGAACUAGAAUUCGCUCCGAUUCCCUGUUUAGGAAAAAGGACAAAUUUUUGUACAGAAAGAAUGAAAAAUUCAAGAUGCGACGCCAUGGUGAUGGAGAAGAAAGAAGACCAGGAAGAGGACGAUAGAAGGGAAGCAGUCAUAGCAUCGACUCCGUCAUUGCAAUCCAAUUUCGAGCCGAAAGGAGGCAUCACCCAAGCUCAGCUUUCCAAGUUUCAAGAAUUGCACAGGAGGCGUUUACAGAUAAAAUCAAAAACAAAGACUAAGAAGACAUCAAGAGGAAGUGGUGGCAGGAAUGGAAAAUCUCACAGCAAAGACAAUGUCCAAGAUUGUGCUGAUGAAGAUUCAACUAUAGCAAUUGAAGAGUCCGUUGUUUCCGACUCUGAAAGACACAAUAAUAAAAGCAAUUCCUCCUUUAAGCAGAACAAUUUAGCUACUCCUAUUGGAUCAAAGCAGCGCCAAAAGUUACAUUGGGGGCUUGACACAAAGGAGAGGUGGGAAAGGAAAGCGAACAUGUAAACAUUGCCAUGGAAGUGAAUUGCAGCCAGUUUUUGCAAAAGUGCGCUGAUAUUGGUUAUAUUGCAGAUGCUUUUGCGUUUUUCUUUUUCCUUUUCCCUUUUCUAGCGCAUAUGCUUGCUGAUAGACCAUCAAUCUAGCUCAUACCAUGUAUAUAAUUGGGAGUGUCACCUUCCCAACUGGCUGCUGUAUCUUGGUAAGUGUUGCAUACGUAGUGGUGGAAUAUGAAAUGAUUAAUUGUGGAAGAGAGUAGGUUCAUAGAUAUUAGAAACAAAAAAGAAUGAUAGUGAUGGUUUCCAA